AGCGAAGUAAAGUAAAUGCUUUGAUGCUAACGUAGUCGUAGUACUACUACUUACUAUCCACUUCCUUUAAAGAAAGUGAAGGUACUUUUUUGUGACGAUCACUUGAUCAUCUCUUUUAUUUAUUUUUUUAAUUCCGCGGAAAAGAAAGUGAACUUUGUUAUUGUUUUGGGAAAGAUUUUUAAUAUUUUAGAUAGUAGUGUCGCGUAGACUUUGUCUCGCUGUUAUUUGGAUUAAUAAUUAAUGUGAGGAAAAAUGCCACGAAGACACCGACAAGAAGACAUUUAUUGGAACGCAGCUGAAUCAGAUAGUGAUGAUUGUUUCCGAGACUACCAACGCCUACCACCACCUGCCAAAGAACCUUACAUAGACCCUUGGGAUCUAGAAAACUACGCCUACAUCAGAGAGCAUCUGGAUUCCAUGGAACUUUCUUCGAAUCCAUCUGUUCCACAAAGUGCUUCAAGUACUGGAAGUGGAGAUUUUGGUGAAACAAAUUCAAACUCGUUUUGUUACGUUCCUGGAACUAAAAGAUUAUCAGAAAGGCAUAUGGAUGCUAAUGGCGAUUAUGCGGAUAUUGAAGAAGUAAAAUAUGUGUCCAGAAGACCUGUGGAGAAACAAAGAAGGAACAGUCGGUAUGAAUAUGAAAUAGAAGAAAAUCCUUACGAACCAGGUCUGUCAGAAAAUUCAAUUUUUGGGAUCUACGAUAAGACAGGUCGUUUUAGAAAAGUUGCUGUCCCUGUAGAUACAGCAUAUAAGACACAAUUGGACAGAAGUCUGAGUUCAUCCUAUAGCUAUGAAAAUUAUGAAUAUGAUCCCUAUGUCUCCAGAUACGACAUAUACUCUAGACUAGACGAAAUGGCUCCUUCGGCAAAUCAAACGAUGCCAAUCUACGACGAUGUUAGAAGGUUGAGGAAAAAACCAAGAAAUUUUGGUCUAACGAAUUACGGCCACCUUAAAAUAGAUUAUUCAUUGAGUUGGAAUAAUUUGAACAGAUAUAUAAGAUAUCACAGUUAAAGAAAUAUGCUUUACGUGCUAUUGAAUUUGAUAUGUAGUCACCUUCGGUAGUCACAGAAAUUGUAGGUAGAGUUAAGGCAUAAAAUAUAAUAGAAAAUUGUUAUUAAGUAUUAAAAAUGAUAAAGUUGUAUUAUGAUUUUUUUUCUCUAAUAAGAUAAGCUGAUUAUUCUUUGUUAAUCAUAAUUUUUUUAUUGUUGUUAGUAAGACUGUUGUCGAUAGGAUUACUAUUAUUUCUCACUAUUUCUCAGUACCUACCUACUUAUAUAUUGGACUUAUUGUAUUUUUAUUUAAAUAA
Messenger RNA from Ceutorhynchus assimilis (cabbage seed weevil), 1306 nucleotides. NCBI's taxonomy places the organism in Eukaryota, Metazoa, Arthropoda, Insecta, Coleoptera, Curculionidae. The record is from the annotation of a GenBank genome assembly.